AUGCUCCCGGACCAGCCAUCACCAACCGUCAUCAGUUCCCGCAACCUUCAAUCUACACUCUCUCAUCCAUCGCAACAUACUGUCUCUUGGAAUGAUGAUGGACAGUGCCUUGUGUUGACCACAAAGAGAAUAUACGUAUCUACCCCUUAUCUUGCCACCAGGCGUCCAAAGCCAAUCCGUCCCCUGGAUGACCGGUCAAUCAAGUCGAUCCUGAAACUGCAAAAAAAGAACCCCGUCAAAGUGGAAGACCAAAGUGACGCGCCAUCACAGACAAAGCGGGCCAGACGCUCUAAGCGCCCUGCAGGAGGAGAGAUUGAAUGGUGGACAGUCGAGGCCCAGGUGAAUGACUUCAAUAGGAAGGAAGCUUUUGACAAUGACGGUACGUGCUCGUCGCUGUUACGCGGCGGCCCCCAGACUGACACCAAAGGCGAUCCUCUACGACAGGCUGUAUGGUCGCCUUCCGGCAUAGCACCUUCAGGAGGAUGCCUUAUGUGUAUUCUCACGGGCUCUGGUCGAGCUUUGAUAUUUGCGCCUGAUGGUGAUCCUCAAGCUGAAGCUUGGUUGGAGAUCGAAGAACUGGCCCUAUCAUCCCGAAAUUCAGCAUCACCGUCUUCAUCCCCGCCAGAAGAGAAGAUGGAUCCACAGGAAGAUGAUGUUUUGGGGUGGCGGUCGACUUGUAUCGCUUGGUCCAAGCACAUCCCUUCUACAGAUAUGAUGGGUGUCGAUGGUAGUGUCAUUGCCGUUGCCAACCGAUCCGGCAGUAUUGCCCUAUGGACAUAUGCCACACAAAAGACAUCAACACAGCUGGACUAUUUAACGAUAUGCCCAGUGGGAUCUUGGUCAACACAGAUGGCAUGGUCGGAAUGGACGCCUCUUGACGAGGACACAUAUAAGUCACGCCUGGCUUUCUGUGUGUCUGACGGAUCUAUCAAGACCAUUGACGUGACGAGAACCGCCAAGGCUGGACGGAGCAAAAGAAAAAGCUGGGAAUUUCAGAGGGACGAUAUAACGACUCUUGAUCACGGAGAUGGGCGAGUGAUCACCUCGCUGAAAUGGAUCAACAACGUCCUCGUAUGGACGAAGGCAGGCACAGUGCAUAUGCUGGCAGAUGACGAGAGCCGGAAUAUCUCCUGGCGGGGCUUUCGUUCAUUUGGACUCGCCAGAAUUGGUCACUGGGCUGGCGCAAGCCCUUACAGCCAAGUCAUUAGUAUCGAGCUGUUGAACCCUACCACGCUCCUUGUUGUUCAAUCCUCUCUUUCGACACACCUUAUACAGAGCUUCGACUCCUCGCCGGCUCUGGUCCCUGUCACCGAGCCAUUGCAGGUGGCGCUUGACGCACGAAGAAUAUCGCUGGAGAACCUGGAUACCGUACCGGCUCCUCAGCUAGACGGCUGCGAUGGGCUGGAGGAAGAUGGGUGGACCACGCAUACGUCGGGAUGGGCGCGGGUGGGCGAUUGGGGUAGGAGCAUGAUUUGGGCGACUGAAUUGACGAGUUUCCAGACACUCCACAUAGAGAGCGAAGCGCACCGCUAUGUGCACCUCAUUAUGGCCGAAAUAUGUGCUUCGACGGUUUCGGACGAGGCCUUCACACAUGCACUCAAGAAGACCUUGCGGAACCCGCGUGUCUUGGUUCACAUCUCUCCGCAAUAUGUCCUCAUGCCAUUCAUGCUACACAUGCUCACAUUGUCGCCUUCCGACACCCUCGCAGCCGAUGUGCAAGAACUCGUACUGCUGUGCCUACAGAGGACGGCCGAGUAUGACUCUACACUGGCGUCUCAGAACAUUGUCGUCGGCCUAUGGAACAAUUCGUCGCUCAAUUCGCUCCGCCUUUGCUUGGUUCUCACCAUCUGGUGUAGUUCGAUCUUUGAUCAGUCAACAACCGAAUUUCAGCUUUUGGUCUCGAAGCUAUCGAAGAAAAUCCGCUCGUAUCUCAUCACCCUGAAGCUAGCGUGGUUGAGCAUCACAAUCGAUACACAUACGUCUCUCGGGCCCUUCGACCGACGAUUCAUCGCUCGCCUUAUCAAACGCGUUCAAGAACCAUCGGACCCGAGUGGCAUCUCCGCGCCGGCCGACACUAUCCAAUCUAGUGCUCGGAGUCUGUCAACUUUGCUGGGCUGGGAUCAAGAUAGCGAGGCAUCGGCCGAUGAGCGUUGCCCCAUUUGCAUGGCCGAAGGCGAAGACGGCGGCGUGUGCAAGAACGGACAUUCCAUGCCUGAGCGCUGCUCUCUGACGGAUCUCCCUAUCACGUCCGAAACGCCCCGUGUCUGUUCAAUCUGUCUGGCGCCUGCUUUCACGAACCACAGCAGCGGUGACCCCAUGACUCAACAUGGCGUCAAUGGGCCGACACAUCAAGAUACGGUGGUGCAAAUGGUGUUGGAUAGUGCCAUCGGAUGCGCCAUUUGCGGUGGCCGAUGGAUCACGAAAAGCAAAAGACGCGCGUUGGAGUAG
This is a messenger RNA of Cryptococcus wingfieldii CBS 7118, 2448 nucleotides long. RefSeq lists its product as hypothetical. Gene Ontology annotation, biological process: transcription initiation at RNA polymerase III promoter. Bases 1 to 2448 code for a protein of 815 amino acids. Gene Ontology annotation, molecular function: histone acetyltransferase activity; protein binding. The record is from RefSeq and is a predicted model, not a curated record. Lineage: Eukaryota; Fungi; Basidiomycota; Tremellomycetes; Tremellales; Cryptococcaceae. The transcript has 14 exons. Gene Ontology annotation, cellular component: transcription factor TFIIIC complex.